Molecule: messenger RNA, 13415 nt
Organism: Gigantopelta aegis
Lineage: Eukaryota; Metazoa; Mollusca; Gastropoda; Neomphalida; Peltospiridae
Product: cadherin EGF LAG seven-pass G-type receptor 1-like
Exons: 35
Coding region: 219-9176 (2985 amino acids)
Biological process (GO): cell surface receptor signaling pathway; G protein-coupled receptor signaling pathway; homophilic cell-cell adhesion
Cellular component (GO): plasma membrane
Molecular function (GO): G protein-coupled receptor activity; calcium ion binding
Source: RefSeq, a predicted model, not a curated record
GCCAUUUUGACGCAUUCGGUAGGUUUGAGUUCGCUUGGAUUUACCGUGACAUGAUCGAGAUAAAGAAAACCAGUUCGUAUAUUGGGAUAUAUACGUCGAUUUGCUUUCGAUUCCUGGACCAUGUACACUGAAUACUGGCCGUGAAAAUACGAGUGUAUGAUAUAUUGUUUUUGUAUUAUACCUGUGGAGUAAAGGUGUAAUUGGGUACGUUUGGCGACAUGGGCGACAUAGUCACACAGAAAGUGUGUGAGCAGUGGGCAGCUUGGCUGUCGUGCAUCCACAGCAGACUUUUGACGUGUGUUGUCAUACUUCUUCACGUAUCUUCCACACUGUCAUACAACAUUCAUAUCUCCUCCACGGACCCGGGGGGAACGCUUGUUUACAAUGGAACGUUGGGCAGAGCUUGGUCCCAUACUUUUGACUGGCCCGCCAGUUUGCAUGCAUUCCCCUUUGUGGAACUGGACUCCAGUGCAGGGACUGUGUUCAUAAAACAGAGGUUGAAGUGUGCCGACAACCCAGAGGAGAGCAUUCCAAAUCCGUUGCAUUUUAGAAUAAUAUCGAGGACUCGCAUAAAUAGUUUAUUUUCAAAUACUUCCAUAACACCACAUUUGUUGUAUGUCCAUGGUAACAAGUGCUCUUUAUCUCACAUCAGCAGAAGCAAAAUGUUUCAUUCAGUGCAUGAUUCUAAUCACUAUAUUAUUGUACAUAGUAGUAGACAGUUAUGCAUUCCAAGAGAUCAUCACGUGUUAUCCUUUUCUCAUUUUAUUCCUCUCUCAUUAAGACAGCAGUGUAGGAUUCAUGUUGAGAUGCCCCAUUCAUCAGAUUUUAGUGUAGAUUCGAAGAUGUUAGAUAUCACAACAAUCAUUAAACGGUGCUUCAAGAACAAUGCAAUCACAUUCGACUUCAAUGUGAUGUUUCAUUGCAAGAACAAAGGGUCGUAUGAUCUUCCAUUCAGAGUUGCCAUCCAUCCUAUUACAAAUGGUGAGGUGAAAGUUGUAUCGAGCGAGAGACACAGUCGUGUGCGUAGAGCUGUUAACAAUGCUCCAAGCUUUGCAAGUCCGUCGUAUACAGAACAUGUCCGUGAAGAACAGGCGCCUGGGGUGGUGGUGACCACCAUCACAGCAACCGACCCAGAUGCUGGGAAUUCCGGGAAAAUAUCCUACAGCAUGGUACCGAGUCGUGACCAGAGAAGUCACGAUAUGUUUACCAUCGACCCAGUAACAGGAACCAUCAAGACAACCAAGAAAUUAGACCGGGAAUUUAUACCUGCUCAUUUCUUCACCGUGAUUGCCCAAGACAAUGACCUCGUACCCAAGAGUGGUACAACUUCUUUAAUGGUCAUCGUUGAUGACAUCAAUGAUCACGCACCAAAAUUUGAAGAAAAUGCAUAUUAUUCUCGUAAUAUAUCUGAGAAUCAGCCAGAAGGAUCGAUCAUUUUAACCGUUCAAGCUGUCGACCAGGAUAUUGGCGAUAAUGCGAAAAUCCGAUACAGUUUUCUCGAUUCUGGUGGUUCCAGCAAUUCAUUUAUAAUUGAUUCUAUACGUGGGAUUAUUUCAACACUGACCAAGCUUGACCGCGAACAGAGAUUGCGAUACCGGCUUAUCGUACAGGCAAUUGAUCAGGGCGACAUGGCUGCAAGGAGGUCAUCAUCAGCAACUGUAGAUGUUAAUGUGCUUGAUCUCAACGACAAUUCUCCCCAGUUCACAAACGACAGCUACAUCGUGAAAGUGCCCGAAAACAUAGACGUGAGCAAUCGACCGGUGAUUGCGUACAUCUCGGCCACGGAUAAAGAUGCGGGAAUGAACAGCAGGAUCAGAUACACGUUGACUGGAAACACAGACCAGAUCUUCAGCAUCGACAGCAGCACGGGGAAUCUGAAAAUCGUGAAACCGCUCGAUCACGAGUAUGUUUCUGAGUACAAGCUGAAUGUCCGGGCGGAAGAUGGUGGAUCGCCGUCACGAAAGAACACCACCGUGGUGCUGAUCCAGGUGAUCGACGUGAACGACAAUAGUCCUCAAUUCACCUCACAGCUUUAUGAAGAGUACAUCUCCGAGAGCGCCAAGGUCGGCACGCAGAUUCAGCAGGUGCAUGCCUCCGAUCGGGAUUUCGGUGAGAACUCCAAUCUGAACUACACGAUUCGCAAUCCACCUCCAGACAUGCCCAUCAUGAUAAACCUGAAAACAGGAUCUUUGCAGACAACCCAAACAUUGGAUAGAGAAAAGCAGAAUACGUACAGGUUUGUCAUCGAAGCGAAGGAUAAUGGGAAGCCUCCGCGUUCGGCCACGGCUAGUGUUGUGAUCCACAUCCAGGACGUCAAUGAUAAUCCACCAAGAUUCAAUCCGCGGGUUUAUCAAACAACAAUUUCUGAAGAUGCUCAGGUGGGAUCGCCGGUUGUCACGGUAACCGCCGUCGACAGCGACGAAGGUGAAUUUGGAAGGAUUUCUUAUGACAUAGUGUCUGGAAAUAUGGCCAAUGCAUUUCAGAUCAGCAGGGGAACUGGGAGCAUAUCCAUAGCCAAACGACUAAAUGCAAGGGAGCAUAAUCGAUAUGUCUUGUCGGUUACUGCGAGAGAUAUUUCCGGUAAAAUGGACACAGUCAACGUUUUCAUCAAUGUGUCUGACACUAACCGAAAUUCACCAGAGUUCCAGGGAUUGCCGUAUUUGAAGGAGAUAGAAGAAAAUCUAGCGGUUGGAACAUCGGUUCUGAAGGUUCUAGCUCUGGAUAGUGAUAGGGGAGAGAAUGCUAGGAUUACAUAUUCAUUGGAACCAGGGACGUCCGCCUUUGCUAUUAAUCCAGUAACCGGACUGAUCAAGACGCGUGAAAUCCUGGAUCGAGAAAUGACGCCAGUUUAUGUGUUAAGCGUUGUAGCAAGAGAUCAUGGAAAUCCAUCUAAAAGUGAUAUUGCUGAUGUUGAAAUUAAAGUCGACGAUGUGAAUGACAACAGUCCGUUGUUUUCAGAAGACACUUAUCAGGCCCAUGUACGGGAAGAUGCACUACCCGGUCGCAUUCUGCAGAUCUCUGCGACAGACAAAGAUACGGGAAUCAACGGUAAGAUGUAUUACACAUUUCAUAAUGGCAAUGACGGGAAUGGUGACUUCACUAUUGACAGUGCACUGGGAAUCAUUCGUGUUGCAAAACCGCUGGACAGGGAAACCAAACCUUACUACGAACUUGUAGCUUACGCAGUUGACAGGGGUUUGGAGUCGAGAAAUACGUCUGUGAAAAUCAAAAUCAUAGUUGACGAUGUGAAUGACAAUCGUCCGAAAUUUGAAUCGCCUGUCAUAAAUGUCUGGAUUCCUGAGAACAGCCCCAUUGGAUCUACUGUUGCUAGAAUUUCCGCGACGGAUGCAGAUUUUGGAAUUAAUGCUCUUAUUGAGUACAGUUUCGAUGGUGGUGCAGACGCAGAUUCCUUCCAGUUGGUGGGACGAAAAGGAGACCCAGCUAUAAUCACGACCCGCAUUUCUUUGAAUUACGAGUCUGAUAAAAAGCAGUACGAACUAAUUCUAAGGGCUGCGUCAGAAUCGAUGUUCUCAACGGCACAGGUUCUGAUUAAUGUCAGAGAUGUCAAUGAUAACGCACCACAACUUAAAGAUUUUAUGAUUAUUUUUAACAAUUUCUACGAACAUUUUCCAACAAAGCCUAUAGGGCGAGUUCCAGCAUUUGAUCCUGACGAAUCUGAUCGAGAUCGACUGACGUACCGGUUUAGGUCUGGAUCCAUGGCAGGCCCUCUACACCUGAACAACUCAACAGGGGACAUAACUCUCGACUCGAGGGCUAAUUCAGAUGUUCCAAGAGUGGGCAACUUUGAAGUCACAGUUUCUGAUGGUAUCAACACGGUGAAGGCCGCCUGUAUUCUGCAGUUCCGCCUUGUCACGGAGGACAUGCUCCUGAACAGCGUGACGAUCCGCCUCAACAAGAUGACCCAGACGACCUUCCUGUCCCCGCUCUACAAGUUCUUUGUGGACGCCCUCGCCACCAUCCUGCACCAGGAUGAGAGCAACAUCUUUGUCAUCGACAUCCAGGAUGACACCGAUGUGACGGCACAGAUCCUCAAUGUCAGUGUGUCAGUGCGCGAGAUGACCAUCAGCGACCGCGGCAGCAGCAAGGAUAUUUUCUACUCACCAGAGUACAUCAAGGAGCAGAUCUACCUGCAGAGGGUGAUGCUGGCCAAUUUGUCAACAUUGCAGGUCCUGCCCUUUGACGACAACCUGUGUGUGGUUGAGCCGUGUACGAACUUUGAAGUCUGUCAGACCGCGCUGGUCUUUGGAAGUGCGUCGGACUUCAUCACUUCUGACACCAUGUUGUUUAGACCCAUUCAUCCUGUCAAUGGCUAUAGGUGUGUCUGUCCCACAGGAUAUACAGGGAUGAAGAGAGUGAACCUGUGCGAUGUUGAUGUUGACCUGUGCUAUUCCCGACCUUGCCUCAAUGGAGGCCAGUGUUUUCAGAAAGAAGGAGGAUACACAUGUCUCUGCUCAAACAAAUUUACUGGUGCCAACUGCGAGUUCAACUUGACAGCGAAGUACACAAGUCUUACCUGUCCCUCUAAUCUGUGUCAUCACGGAACUAGUUGUGUGCCACUCAUUCAGGGUGGAUUCCGCUGCAUGGGUUGCCCUGACAACCAGAAUUACGACCAGUUCUGUCGCCUCACCACCAGAAGUUUCAGCAAGGGAUCGUUUCUGACAUUUCCAUCAUUGAAGACGAGGAACCGCUUUGUCAUACAGCUAGAGUUUGCUACUCAGGAACCUAAUGGCCUCCUGUUCUACAAUGGUCGAUUCAACGAACUUCAUGAUUUCAUGGCUCUAGAAAUUAUAGAUGGACAAAUCCAGUUUUCCUUUUCACUCGGUGGUAGCACUAUACAGGUUCACCCAUAUGUGAAAGGUGGAGUCAAUGAUGGGCAGUGGAAAAUGGUCCGAGUCAACUAUCAUAGCAGAGAGGCCACUGUAACUGUUGGAGAAGACUGUGACAGUUUGAUUUCAAUCAAGUUUGGUUCUCAUAUUGGAAACUACACAUGUGCAGCAAGACAGAUACAUGUGCUUCCUGAUCGGUGUGCAAAUCCAUCAAACCAAUGUCAACGACUCUUUGACCUGACAGGACCGUUUCAAAUUGGGGGUCUUCCGAAACUUCCGACCACGUUCCAGAUUGAAAACAAGGACUACGUGGGCUGUAUCCGGAAUGUUUACAUCGAUCGGAAACUUCUCGAUCUCGCGUCCCCCGUGUCUUUCAGUGGAAGUGGGACACAACCAGGAUGUCCGGCCAAGAAGAAAGAAUGUCUGUCCCUGCAGUGUAACUCAGGAAGCUGUCGAGAAGGAUGGAAUUCAUUUGUGUGUGACUGUCCAGAAGGGACUGGCGGCAAGGACUGCAGUCAAGUGAUUUCAAAAUCUUGGCGUCUCCGUGGCAAUGGUUACCUGCACUACAAGGACCUGACCGUUCCGGCUGUACGAUUUAUCUGGUACAACGGUCUGGCAUUCCGCACUCGACAGGCUGAGGGAACUCUGAUGCAAAUCAUUCUUGAUGUGGGCGAAGUGGUCAUUAAGCUUGUGGAUGGAUUCAUCACAUACACUUUUGGAAGUACAUCCAUAACCUUUGACCAUGCCCAAGUGAAUGAUGGGAAGUGGUACUACUUUGAGACCCGCUGGUACCAAGGCCGUCUUGAGAUGUUUCUCAACUAUGGUCAGCUGAAGAAAGCUGUGGAAAUGACCAGUACUAUUAGUGGACGCUCCAUAAAUAUGGUCUACGUGGGUGGACAUCGGAUUGGAAAUGGACCCAUUACAAAUGGACUGGAUGGAUGCAUUAAGGAUGUGCGUGUCGGUAACACGGCCACCUCCAAGUUGGAGAAUCCCGUCCACACCAAUGCUGAGGAGGGCUGUAUUGGAGCGGAUGUGUGUGCCAACAAUCCGUGUGGAGCGGGGCGCUGUGUUGACGAGUGGGAGGGGUAUUCCUGUGUGUGUCCGCCAGGCUACAUUGGGCCACAAUGCAUUGACAUCUGUUCAACAGCCAAUCCAUGUGAGAAUUUUGCUGAAUGUCGACGCCCAUCUGGCAUUAUCAAGCACUACACGUGCGACUGCGGUCAGCGACAGAGUGGACAGUAUUGUGAGAGGAUCGCCCCGUCCACUUGCCCCGCGGCGUGGUAUGGGAACCCUGUGUGUGGCCCCUGUAAAUGCCUAGUACACAAGGGCUUUCAGGACAACUGUGACAAGCUUACCGGGGAGUGCUAUUGCAAGUCCAACCACUACCAACCACCUGGAAGUGACACGUGUCACCCUUGCAACUGUUACAUCCUCGGGUCAGUGGGUUCAGAAUGUGACAACGUGACUGGUCAAUGUCAGUGUCUGACCGGGGUCAUAGGUCGGCGAUGUGAUCAGUGUUCCAGCAGGUUUGCCCAGAUCGAUACCGUGACAAAAUCAUGUAGAGUUGUCUACGAUACUUGUCCAUAUCAUUUUGCUGAAGGUGUUUGGUGGGAUCCUCCUGGCUUUGGCAACACAGCUGUCCAGGAAUGUCCUUACAAAGCAACUGGUGAUGCCAAAAGAAAAUGUACAGAGGAUAAAGGCUGGCUGGAACCAGAUUUGUCAAACUGUACAAAUGUUAACUUCACAAAGAUACUGCCAAAGUUGGAGCAAAUAAAGCUGGGUAUAAUCAACACGUUUGUUGCCGUGACAACUAUUGAGAGUCUGAAGAAUGCCACUGACACGACAGCACCAAUGUUUGGAGGGGACGUUCAGAUAACGUCUGAGAUUAUUGAACACGUCCUGAUGUAUGAGAACAAACAGAAAGGACUGAACCUGACCAGUGAGCAGCACGGGACCUUUAUACAGAAAAUGUUAAUGGCUUUGAGCAAUGUAACAGAGUCUGACUUGAAACCAUACUGGAAGCAACUAAACAUCAAGUCUAACGCAGCAGCCAAACUUGUCCAUCUCUUUGAGACGUAUAUUGCUACCUUGGCAACCAGCAUCUCAUCAACAAAGUCUCCUCCAUUCGACUCGGUCUCUGACAAUGCAGUGCUUGGCGUUGACUGGAUUUCCAAAGUGAAUGCAACAAAGAAGACUAUUCCCAAGUAUGAUAAUAUUCAGAGGAAAGGGAUAUUUGAUGAGGAGACUCACGUUGAACUUCCAAUGUCACUUUUCAAAACCACACAUAUUGGAAUGCGGUCUCUACCCGGUGAAAACACUGAGCCCAAAGCCUACAUUGGUUAUAUUUUGUACAGAACUAUGGGAAACAUUCUGCCUCAGAAAUACUCUUCCUCUGUCAGAAUACUGCGUGGUCGUCCAAUGGCCAUUGGCAGUGCCACCUUUUCACUUGUUCUGGUUGAUGAAGGGAAAGUGAAGAAGGGUCCAAUCGAAGAAGCUGUCAACAUCACAUUCAAAAUGCUCAUCACUCCCAACCAAUCAGAGCCUUUGGUACAGUGUGUAAUGUGGGUGGAGCAUCCAAUCAGGGGAUGGCUGUGGACCACAGAUGGAUGUACUGUCAAGGAUCGCUAUACGAAGGGCUCGGAUAACUUUGUUGUAUGCUCAUGUUCCCACCUCUCCACGUUUGCUGUUCUCAUUGACAUUGCAGAAACAGAGUUCCUGGCUGGUGCAGCGUUCCCAGUUGAGGUUAUGACAUUUGUGCUGGUGUCUGUGUCACUCGUCUGCCUGGUGCUGUCAUUCCUGGUCUUCAUGGUGUUCAAGCGACUGCAGAACAACUGGAACAGUAUUCACAUCAACUACGUCUUCGUCCUCAUCAUCACUCAGCUCGCGUUUGUCAUCGGCAUCGACCAGGUCGAUCACGAGCUGUACUGCAAACUGAUCUCCAUAGCCCUGCACUACUUCUACCUGUCCGCCUUCGCCUGGUUGUUUGUCGAAGUUCUCCACAUCUACAGAAUGCUCAGUGAAAUGCGCAUAAUAAACUAUGGAUCUAUGAAGUUCUACUAUCUGCUGGGAUAUGUCAUUCCUGGCAUUAUUGUUGGUUUGUCUGUCGGUCUUUAUACCAGUGGUUACGAAAACAGAAAAUUUUGCUGGAUGUCCAUAUUUGACACAUUUAUUUGGAGCUUUGCUGGACCAGUGGUAGUUGGUGUUCUAAUUAAUAUAUGUACCUUCAUCCUGGCAAUGCAUGCUAGUUGUCGAGAGAAGAUUCGGGAACCAGAAAAACUUGGUGCUCUGAGACUUGGUCUUCUGUAUUGUAUAAUAUGCCUUCUGCUCCUGGGCUGUUGCUGGGUGAUUGGCCUGAUCUCCAUUAACUAUGAAAACAAAGUCUUCCACUACGUCUUUGCUGUUUUGAUGGGAGUCAACGGCAUAUUCAUUUUUUUCUUCCAAGUGGUGCUCAGUAAGAAAGUUAGAAUGUUGAUAAAGCGUGCUUGGUACAGAAUGCAGGGAAAGAAAAUAGAACUGGAUGAAAAUCUAGUGCGAACCAGAAGUACAAUGUUGUCAAGAUCGGCACUGGCCUACAGGAAUGACUCGUCUGACGGCGGUAUGGCCCGCGUGAAUAUCGGAAUCUCUACCACCUCGACGAGCAGUCGCACCAGCAAGUCUAGCAGUGCAUUCAAGAAGGCCGACGACUACCUGCGCAGUACAAGCAGCUCCACGUCGGGGCACGGGCCGCUGUACCCACCCAACACCGGGAUACCGCCCUACGGCUACGACCCGGCCACGUUCCACGACAAGGAGCCCGACGGUAUGUCUGAACCACACCCAGACACAGGGGAGAUAACCCACAUGAAGGACGGCAAUGAAUCGGACACGGACAGUGAGCUCUCGGUGGACAGAAACAGUUUGGAUCUGGCGUCUAGUCACUCCUCCGACGAUGAUGACGAGUUUGAUCUCGGACCUCAGUGGGAGCAGCCUGCUCCGAAGAGUAAAGCUGUUGUACAAGCCAGAGAAGCCUUAGAAAAGCAGAAGAAAGAAAGAGAGAAAGAAAAGUUGAAAAAUAAUGCCAAUGAUCAUUUAGCAGGAAGUGGAAAUAGAAGUGAUGGCGAUAAACAUCGGACCAAUCAUUUACGGUUCACGGGAAUGCCACCUGAUGUCACUAUACCAGCUUCAGAUCGCCAUGGUCGAGAUUACAUUAUCCCCCCUGUCCGCUCCGAUAGCCUGGUGAACAAUUAUGCAGGCAGUAACACCACUGUGGGUGACCGUGUGAACACGGCCCCGAUGAGGGUGCAAGUGUUAACACACAAUGGCAGCAUCUCGUCCGAGUCCGACGUGUAAGUGUUCCCCUCCCCCGGGCGACACAGACUACAUAUAUAUAAAGAUCCAGCGAUGAAACCACUGUCUGACCUGCUGUGACAAAAGUAUCAAACAGUGUCUUCACGUAAACAGCAUUGAACAUUCCAUCAUGUUAUCACUAGUCUUUACAGACUGUUGAACCCCCACUCACUAGCAUCUUUACUUAUUCUUGGAGUACAAUGUGAUCUUUUAUAAGUAAUACUAUUUUAAAAACCAAAAAAACCCCAGCCCUUAUUAACUUGCAUCUUGGAGUACUUGUUACAAAAGAUUAACAUACAAUGUAAUCUUUUAUUAUUAUGUAAUACUUUGUAAUCGUUGACGAUGGCCUGCAAAAUAUGAUUUUAAUAUUAAUAUAUGAUCUGUUUAACAUUGUGUUAAGGUCCCAUACUAUGUAUCAUGUGAAGUAUUACUAUUGUGUACAAUGUUUAUAUAAUGUUUGCUGUCUCUCCAAGAGAGUAUUAUAUUGUAAUAAUUAUUAUGUACAGUGCUAAAGCAUAUCAUAUUGUAUGUACAUUUCACAGAUCAGUUCAUUAUCACUUGUAUGUCAUUGUCCCUGUACAGUUACAUUAUAUUGUGUAUGUUCAAAACUGUUCAAAACUGAUAACAUGAGAGGGGAGGCAGGUAUAUAUGUACAUUUUCAAAGAUUAAAAGAUGAGGAACAAUAUUUGUAUAAAUUGGUAGGAUUCAAAAUAUGGUGGGUUUUGGGUUUUUUAGUAUAUAUAUUAAACCAUGUUUAAAAACAAAACAAAUUAUUUUUUAAUCAAAAACAUUAAGCAAUAUUCUCAUUUUAUGUUAAAUUACUGUAUGUUUACUUUUUACUAAAUAAUUAAACAUUUAAUUCCAUUUUAAAAUUAUGUCUACUCAGUCCAGGCCUCUGAAAAUUGCGCAAACAAUCGUUUCCUCGCACAGGUCUAGUUUUAUGUAACCCAUUUUACAUUAUUGAAAAAAAAAAAAAAAAAAAAAAUUAAUAUUUUACACUAUCAGUUGGUCAGUUUUAGGUUUAAUAAAUAUCUGUUAGUUUUUAUUCUGUAUUAUAAUGAAACUAAUCGGUGUAACAUUAAAUAUCUGCCCACAGACUGAGAGCUGCAUGUUGGCUAAUUUAUUUGCUUAGGCUGUUAGGUGGGUCAGAUUCAGACCAGUAGAAAAAAUCACUUCCAGCAGUAUUUAAUAGUCAAUUUCUAUACGUAAUAGCAUGAAUUCAGGGGCCUAGCUUCUAUAUACACAGGUACGCAACUGGGUACCACCUCAGAUUACAAAAUCUUUUUUAUUAUUAAAAUAUAUGAUGUAAAUGCAUGUAUGUGUAUGCGUUUUAUUCUAUGGCCAAAAAAGUCUGUGUACCACCUGAAAAUGCCAAGCUAGGCCCCUGAAAUUUAUAUACUUGUGCAAUUUUCGUAUGCCUGCUUACCACAUUGGUCAUUGUUGGCAGUCAUUUCAUGCAAAUAUUACAUUUCAUUUGUUUGUUAAUUUUUGUCAUUGUUCCCAUAAUGAUAAUUAUAUUUGUAACGGGUUACGCAAAAUGAAAUGGGUUACCUGAAAAAAGAAUUUGGGUUACGCAAAGUCUCAAUUCUCAGAGGACCUGCGAGUCAUGACCCUAUUUCAAAGAAUAACAAUUUAAUAUAGAGAAUAAUACACGAGUCAUGACCCUAUUUCAAAGAAUAACAAUUUAAUAUAGAGAAUAAUACACGAGUCAUGACCCUGUUUCAAAGAAUAACAAUUUGAUAUAGAGAAUAAUACAUGAGUUUCCAUUUGAUACCAUUUGUUUUUAAACAACGAGUUGUAAGAUAAAUGGUAUCAAACGGACAUGAAUGUAGUACUCUGUUUCUUACAUACCUCGAAACAAUGAAAAUAUAAACAAUAUAAUGAACUAAAUUAUGUUGUUACAGAACGUAGCCUAACUGGGUCAUGGCGUAUGGAUACUUGGCUUUAAGCAUACAUACCACGUCAGAACCAAAUCACUAUUGUACUAACAGAUCCAUUUUCCUUAAAAAAUAGAGCACUGUAAAAUAUUUGCUAACCAAUUGGAAAAUGAAAUUGAUGAAAAGUUAUCAUUUUAAUGUGGCGAAGCAUUGUAAUAAUACAGCUAAUUUUGAAUUUAAAUGAGGUCACUUUACAUCUCCUUACAAUAACACUAAACUGGGUCAUGAUCUCUCAGAAACGAUCUCCAACAUACGUUGUAUACGAUUUUGAUACACAACGGUGAUCUCCAUGGGUGUGUAAAACUAAGAGAUAUAUUUACUGAACAACAAAAAGAAAACUAGUCCAUUGUAAGUGUAAAUACAGUGUUUUUAAAUUUUCUUUUAGUGAAAUAUGUUCUAAUUCUUUUAUAUACGAAUUGGCUAUUUUCUAGAAAGGCCAUUCUUAAUCAUGUCAAUGGUGACUAAAUCCAUAAUUUAAUCAGUUUUAUAAAUUUACUGUAUAUGGCCACAAAGUAGGGUUUUCAUAAAUUGCAUCAAACAUUGUUUGAACACUCAAAGACAAAUGCUCCCUCAGAAGCGACUUAUUUGAAGUAACCCACAUUUUAAAAAAUACCAUUAUAAAAAUACCAUUAUACCGGUAAAGCACACUGGGUUUGUUAAAACAGACACUGCCUUCAUAGUGAAUGUCAUAUUACAAUUACUAAUAAAAAUUGCAUAGAAACAAUUUCUCGAUGAUGUGAAUUGAGUUGAAAGCAUAAACUCUGCAAACCCAGAUUAGAAUGAUCUAUAUUGUUAGGUUCUCAAUGUACCCAUCACAAAACCCUAAUUUACUCAAAAUGACCUUGAUGUGGGUUAACAAGUUCUUGCAUGCAAAGCUGUGUAAUGCUUAUCCAAAAAAACAGAUGAUUUGUGUAUCAAAUAGCAAAUUAUUAUUGAAUAUUAUAUUUGAAGAUAUGAUCUGUUAUAGAAAUUAUAUAUAUAUAUAUGAUUAGCUUACAUAUCAAUUGUAUAUAUAAAUUAAUUCUGUAGGCCUAUAGCUAUAUUGAGUUGUGAUCAAAUUAAAAGAACAAAAGGCAAUGACUACACAUAUACAUAUAUAGGACUUGUGCUCUUGUUAUGGUUUCAAAGUAAUCAUAAUAGAAAUUAAUCUGUUUUACGUAAACAUGUUUAACCUUUUUGCUAUAUAAGCCAUUUGUUCAGUUUUUUCAUUGAUAAAUGAUUUAAAAAAAAUAACAACAGCUUUCCGAAGGAUCUGUACGGUUGUGACUUUUAACAAAGGCUCGUUAAUAAUAAUGGUCAUGGUUUAAUUAUAUUUCAAGCCUUGUAAAUCAUAUUACAUGGCUGUCCUGUUUAGCAAAGCUUAUACAGCGUUGUAUUAUAAAAUUUUAAAGUUGAAAUAUUUGCAUGUUCAAGUAUGGUUAUAUUUUGAAGGAGUAAUAUUUCAAGUCUUGUAAUAUAUAUUUUGCGUGAGUGUAUGGUCAUAUUUAAAGUUACUAUGUUGUAAAGCUUAGCUAUAUACAUAUCUGUAAUGUACAUGGCCAUGUUUUAAAGUUGUGGUACUGCAUGGCUUGUACAUUAUACAGUGAAACCCCUCUAAACCACACACCCUUGGGACCAAUACAAAUGUCCAGUAUUAAGAGGGAUCUGGUUUAGAGAAGUUAAUUUCUGUACUGGUUUUUAAAAAGGGACUCUGUAAAACAUCCGGUUUUGAGCGAAUUCCAGUUUACAGAGGGUCCGGUCUUGAGAGGUUUCACUCUAUAUCAUACACAAAAGGUCAUAUUCGAAGUUGCUGUACCGCAAUAAUAAUAAGCCUAUUACAUUGUAUUGCAUAUCUGCAUUAUAGUAUGGUCACAUUUUAAAGUUGUGGUACUGAAAACCUAUACAUUGUAUUGCAUAUCAGUAUGGUCAUAUUUUAACGUUGUGGUACUGCAAAGCCUAUAUACACUGCGUUGCAUAUCUGUGUCAUAAUGUUUUAAUGUAGUACAACAAAGCUUAUUACUUUGUAUUGCAUAUCUGAAUGAUGUGGUACAUUGCAUUGCAUAUCUAUAAUGAUCAAGUUUUAAAUUUGUAGUGUUGUCAAGCUUGUACUUGUGUUACAUGGCUGUUUUCUGUGUUGUGCCAUGUGUGAUAAGUUGAGUCUCAAUUGUUUAUUCCCAGUCUUCCUGGGCUUCGUUUUUUAUUUAUUGAUGUACAUAUCAUGUCAUAUUUUAUUGAUCUCUUUGUACAGAAUUUUUUUUAUCAAAUUCAUUUUUAUGAAAUAAAUGUAUGUCCUUUUUUGGAUAACAUUAAAUGCAUUAUAAAUAUA